AUGAUGGAUUUUGAUGAGCGUGUCCCUUCCUCCUCUAAUAUGUAUUUGCCAAGUUGUACGUACUACGUGUCGGCUCCUGACUUCUCCAGCCUCCCUUCUUUCCUGCCCCAGACCCCGUCUUCUCGCCCCAUGACAUACUCCUACUCCUCCAACCUACCCCAGGUCCAACCUGUGCGAGAAGUCACCUUCAGGGAGUACGCCAUUGACCCAGCCAGUAAAUGGCACCCCAGGAACAAUCUCCCCCACUGCUACUCGGCGGAGGAGAUCAUGCACAGAGACUGCCUGCCUGCCACCAACACGGCCGCCGCCGCCGCCGCCGCGGCCGCCAGCAUGGGCGAGAUGUUCGGGAAAGGCGCCGCCAACGUCUACCACCCUACCACCACCACCGCUGCCGCCGCCGCCGCCAACGUCUCCUCCAGUUUCUAUAGCACGGUGGGCAGGAACGGCGUCCUGCCUCAGGCUUUCGACCCGUUCUUCGAGACCGCUUAUGGCACGGCGGAGAACCAUGCGGACUAUGCGGGAGACAAGAACGGCGAGAAAAUGCCCCCGGGAGGAGCAGCCGCUGCAGGGGGGGCCGGCGCUGCCGCUGCCGCCGCCGCCGCUGCAGCUUCAAGUUCGGAGGGGAGCUGCGGCAGGGAGGCGGCGGCGGCAGCAGCGGCAGCAGCAGAGGAGAAGGAGAGGCGGCGAAGGGCCGAGAGCAGCAGCAGCCCCGCUUCGUCUUCCGGCAACAAUGAGGAGAAAUCCAGCAGCUCCAGUGGACAACGUACCCGUAAAAAGAGAUGCCCGUACACCAAAUAUCAGAUUAGAGAAUUAGAGAGGGAAUUCUUCUUCAGUGUCUAUAUAAAUAAAGAGAAACGCCUCCAGCUCUCCCGAAUGCUCAACUUGACCGACCGUCAAGUAAAAAUAUGGUUUCAGAACAGAAGAAUGAAGGAGAAAAAAAUUAACAGGGACCGAUUACAAUAUUACUCAGCUAAUCCACUACUUUAG
Molecule: messenger RNA, 987 nt
Organism: Rhineura floridana
Lineage: Eukaryota; Metazoa; Chordata; Lepidosauria; Squamata; Rhineuridae
Gene: HOXA11
Product: homeobox A11
Exons: 2
Coding region: 1-987 (328 amino acids)
Biological process (GO): regulation of transcription by RNA polymerase II; anatomical structure development
Cellular component (GO): nucleus
Molecular function (GO): DNA-binding transcription factor activity, RNA polymerase II-specific; RNA polymerase II cis-regulatory region sequence-specific DNA binding
Source: RefSeq, a predicted model, not a curated record